Messenger RNA from Lactuca virosa, 1192 nucleotides. NCBI's taxonomy places the organism in Eukaryota, Viridiplantae, Streptophyta, Magnoliopsida, Asterales, Asteraceae. The record is from the annotation of a GenBank genome assembly.
AGAAACAAAUUACAUACAUAGUCUCUCUCUCUCUCUCUCUACAAUUCGCACUCCUCUCUCUCUAAAACAUUUUUUCCCUUCUAGAUUUACAGCUGAAUUCUCUCCGAUUCAUCGCCCCAAUUCUAGGGUUUUUACUUUUCGCGCUCGAUACUGUGUUGCAUAAGCUCCAUGUCCUAUACUGCCAUGCGGGAAAAUUCAUCUGAUUCAUCUUCACAAGAACAAUCACAAGACAAGGAAUCACAGUCUGAAGAAGUUCUAAGUGAGGAAGAAGAUGAUGUUAGCAAAGAAACACAAAAUGCUCAAUCUUUUCCUUCAGAUAGCUAUGGACAAGAGCAGCACAAUUUUCAUCAGGGAGUACCAAAUGUCCUUCCAAGUAAUCCAGAAACCUUAGGGCAAGUCCCACAACUCGAACUUGUUGGCCACUCAAUUGCAUGUGCUCCAAAUCCAUAUUGUGAUCCAUACUAUAGUGGAAUGAUGGCAGCUUAUGGUCAGCCUAUGGUUCAUCCUCAAUUUCUUGAUAUGCACCAAGCGAGGAUGCCUUUACCCCUUGAAAUGGCACAAGAGCCUGUUUAUGUGAAUGCCAAACAAUACCAUGCAAUAUUGAGGCGAAGACAAUCACGUGCAAAAGCAGAGCUCGAAAAGAAGCUGAUAAAGGACAGAAAGCCUUAUCUUCAUGAAUCGCGACAUCAGCAUGCAAUGAGAAGGGUGAGGGGUAGUGGUGGUCGUUUUGCAAAAAAGACUCAAGUUGACUCUUCUUCAAAGCAUGGAGGAGAUGAAGAUAAUAAUAAUAAUAAUAAUAAUAAUAAUAAUAAUAAUAAUAAUAACAACAAUGCAACAGGUUCAGGUUCAGGCAUGUCAUCAUCCCAGUCUGUGAAUAUGAAUAUGAAUUCAACGGGUAUGAAGCGUGUGCGAUCAAAUGAAUCUGAUGAAAGUUUGGAGGCCCAUAAUGAAAAGAGAAGGGGCGAAUUGGUAAGUUCACUGAAUGCUCGCAGCACAUAUCAUUUGCAUUCUUCGGAUAGAGGUGAUGGGGGUUCUUUAGGCCAGCAGUGGAUAAGCAUAUCAUCUAACCAGGCUUCACAGAGGGCUGUUGCCAUGAAGUGAUGUCAGGAGAUCUAAGGCUUAUUUUGAAGCUGACCGGCAAAUCAUUCUUGGCUUUUGUCUUAUGCACAAGGAAGAGGGCAAAAAGGUAAAU